AUGAGGGUCAGCGACCUCACUGGCCCGGCGCGUAAACGCAUGAUCGACCGUCUCUACACCACAAUCCGAGUUGCAGGGGAAGCUCUCGAGGCGCUAGAAAUCCACUCGAAGACGACACUGUUCAACACCACAAACUUCUCCGAGCGCAUGUACCUUCACGGUGCAACGGCGUACCGUGUUGUCGAUGUGCUUGGGAAGAAAAAUGUUGAAGCCAACAAGAUCUUUACGUACGCCGCCGGGGCGAUGCGUUGCGAUGGGCCUGGCGUCGACGGGGAGGACUUGCUGAAGAUAAUGUCUGCCCACUACGCGAAGAAGCUCGUGGACACGCUCAACGUGUUGCUCAGCGAAGCUCGUCUUGAACGCGUCGACGCCAUGCCGUGGACGGCACUCGAGGAAGGUACCAUUGCCGGGCACUCGCUGUCUCUCGGCGGCUGGCCUACGUUUGUCGCUCUCAAGGCCGAGGCGCCACCUGUCCAUUGUAAGAUCAUCAAGAAGCUCUUGAAGGCUGACCAAAUCAAGUUCGAGCUUGGGCCGCUCGUCCAGCAGUAG
Saprolegnia parasitica CBS 223.65 is the source of this 549-nucleotide messenger RNA. RefSeq lists its product as hypothetical. The record is from RefSeq and is a predicted model, not a curated record. Lineage: Eukaryota; Oomycota; Saprolegniomycetes; Saprolegniales; Saprolegniaceae. The coding region runs from base 1 to 549 and encodes 182 amino acids. The transcript has 3 exons.